AUGGAUGAUGGGCAGCCGACACCGACACGGAAGCCCGCCCCGGCCAACUCCGGUAGGGCCAGCGGUGCCCGCCGGGACUUGAAGAAGACCCACGCCGACUCGUGGCCGAGCAGUAGCAGCAUCACCAGCAAGCGCACCUCGUUGCCGGCCAGUCCGAAGAUCAUCAAAACCACCGAAGAUGACGUCGGCGACGUGUUCGACUACUGCAGCCCGACGGCCGUGACCACCCCGUCGACGGUGGAGCUCGACUACGUGGCCAUCAGUCCACGGUUUGAGCGCAAGCGGUUCGAGUUCUGCUAUCCCUCCGUCUCGAAGGAAGACUUCUCCAACAGCAUAUCAAUCGACACGCACGACAUCGAUCGGGCGAAGAAACGAAUUUAUCCCAGCAAAACGCCGGACAACUCGCUCGAGAAUGAAUCGAUACUGGAUGGGUCGAUGGCAAGCUGCAGCUCACCGGGCCACAGCAGCUCGGCCGUGACCCGGACCAAGUCUCCGUCGGUCUCACCGCGCCACUCGCGCCGCCAGCUCAACAGCGAAACGAUCAACAUCAUCUCGAACCCCGGCUACCAGGUUCUGAGGAACUCCCACUCGACGCUCGACCGGACCUGCUCGGACAGUGUGGUGUCGCUGGUAUGCCGCAAGUCCACCAGUGAUCUGACGCAGGUCAGCGAUGGCACCAUGAUGAUCGGCGGUGGAGGCGGAGGUCGCCACGGUCGGCGACGCAGCAGUCACAAGGGGGGCGGGCUCGCCUUCCUGGCCAGCCGGAAGGGUUCGCGGGACUCGAUCAAAAGUGCGGCCUCCAACGCGUCCGUCUUCUCGAACGAAGACCUUGGCCCUCUGGCGUUCCAGGCUUCGGCCCGCGGGCGCCAGCGGAGGACGUCCAACUUUCUGGAGCUUCCGGUGCCGGACCACGCGCGGCCCCGCGUUUGCUCGUUACCGGAGCGGCCAUACAAUCCGCGCCAGAGCGACGACCUGUACCGGUUACGGCACUUCUCGAUCAGCAAGGGCACGGUCGUCAACUGUGGCGACUCGAUCAUCUCGCGGCGGUCCAAGAGCAACACCAGCGUCAACUCGACCGCCAGCCGGGCCAGUGAACGGUCACCCUUCGAAGGAUCGUGCUGUGGUGGAGGGUACGCUACCGUCGACUCGCUUCCAUCGUCCCACGGCGAUGAGGACGACGAGAGUGAACCAAUCCCUACCAGGUACCGCGUGGUGAUGCUGGGUGACUCGGGCGUUGGCAAAACGGCACUGGUUUCACAGUUUAUGACGUCCGAGUACAUGCACACGUACGAUGCUAGCCUUGAUGAUGAGUUCGGCGAGAAGACCGUCAGUGUGCUGCUGGACACCGAGGAGUCCGAGAUGAUAUUUAUCGAUCACCCGAACGUGGAAAUGAGUGUGGAAAACUCGUUGUCAACGUACGAACCGCACGCCUGCGUCGUCGUCUACUCGAUCGUCGAUCGGAACUCGUUCCGGGUGGCGGAGGAAAUACUCAACUACCUCUGGUCCGAGCACUACACGAAGGAAAAGGCGGUCAUCAUCGCGGCCAACAAGUCGGACCUGGCGCGGGCCCGAGUCAUCACCACGGCCGAGGGCAAACACUUGGCCACUUCGCGUGAGGCAAAGUUUAUCGAAACUUCAAGCGGAAUUCAGCACAACGUCGACGAGCUGCUGGUUGGGGUGCUCAAACAGAUACGCCUGAAGGAGCAGCGCGAGAAGCGGGCCAGCGCCACGAACCUGCGCAACUCGCGCACCCAAAUGUCGCUGCACAUCGCCAAGGAGAUUCUGCACAAAAUCUGUCUCACCGACAUCACAAAGUCCAAGAGCUGCGAGAAUCUGCACGUCCUCUAAGCCUGUACGAAGGACGCGUACUUGGAAGAUCCCACAAUGCAGCAGAACCGUCGGAAGCCGCCGGACCGAGUUUUCCCACCGAGAAACGAAGGAAACGUCGGAAGGUCUACCGGACACCGGAGAUCGUUGGCAACAUUUAUAUAAGAAGAGAACCGAAACAAAUAGAACUCUACUUCCUUACGCGCUAUCGCACUUCUCUACAUCAGCAAAGACUGGCAUAUAUACACAAGGGAAACCUUACUGAAAACAUAUGAAACGUGCGUGUGUGGGUGUGUUUGAGGUUCCAACACGCUUCUUUACACAAUGUGGACACUGUGUCCGCCUUUUCUUUUGUUUCUCGGAUUGCUUACGGGAUUGAUUCCGGACGAAACACUAAACUCUCUUAAAUGCUAAACAAGCUCAGAAUGCGUAUCUUAUUAAAAUUAUCCUUAAAACGGAGGGCCGAGAAGAAGACCGUAAAACUAAUGUGUUGAUAAAGUGUUAGAGAGCAAAAGGGAUAAAGAUGCAGGAUGUCUUUACAAAACCUAACUAUUAUAUAAAUAUUGAUAUAUGAAAACAAAACUAUAUAUAUAUACAAAUAUUAACAUAUACAAACAGAGAGUAUACACACGUGUUA
Anopheles cruzii is the source of this 2464-nucleotide messenger RNA. Its product is annotated as arf-GAP with ANK repeat and PH domain-containing protein cnt-2-like. Gene Ontology annotation, cellular component: plasma membrane. The transcript is spliced from 10 exons. Gene Ontology annotation, molecular function: GTPase activity; calcium channel regulator activity; GTP binding. The coding region runs from base 1 to 1848 and encodes 615 amino acids. The record is from RefSeq and is a predicted model, not a curated record. NCBI's taxonomy places the organism in Eukaryota, Metazoa, Arthropoda, Insecta, Diptera, Culicidae.